This is a messenger RNA of Boeremia exigua, 1251 nucleotides long. Its product is annotated as acyl-CoA N-acyltransferase. The transcript has a single exon. Gene Ontology annotation, molecular function: acyltransferase activity, transferring groups other than amino-acyl groups. Lineage: Eukaryota; Fungi; Ascomycota; Dothideomycetes; Pleosporales; Didymellaceae. Bases 331 to 1059 code for a protein of 242 amino acids. The record is from RefSeq and is a predicted model, not a curated record.
AUCCAUUUGAGAUGCACAGUACACUCACUGUAUACUAUAUCUUCAAGAUACCAUCCGUUCCUGACGCGCGCCUUCUUGUUCAGGUUAGGUGAUACUAACUGCAUAUGCAGCCCACUUGUGCGAUGACUCGAGCAACAUCAAAAGGGCGCAGAGGAACCCUCGAGGACCCUCUCAGGGUAGUAAAUUCAUUCACACUCCGUACGCGAUAGCAUAUUGCAUUGUAAUACAGGCCGAGAAAGACCAAUCUCAAUAGCCUCCGCGCGAGUAGCUGGAAAGCAUCACGUCUCACACGGUUCCAAUCCAGUUCUCACCUUGAUAGCCUCAAUCGCAAUGGCUGUCAGACCAGACCCUGAGCUGAUACCUGACGCUCUUCGUCCGUUCGACACAGUCCGCCUCGCGUUUCGCGCGGUGCGCCAACCACAAGAUCUCCCUCUAUACCUAGCCAUCGGCAACGAUCAAGAUGGUUUCAUGAACAGCAACUUUACCAACACUAGUCUGCCGUCCAACGCCGAUGCGACGAAGUUCAUGAAGAGCAUCGCCGACUCCCUCCUUGGCGCAACAAUUUGGCUGAAAGAUAACGCAACUUCGAAAGAAGGCGUUGAGACGCCCAACAACGACGCGCCUUCAGGUGAUCUGAAAAGCGAAUGGGGGACAGCAAUCGGCGAAAUUCAUCUCAGCAAACUUCCGGUCGGCGCUGUACACCACAGGUGGACCGAGAUUGGCAUCGAUAUCCUCCCUGCAUUCCAAGGGCGAGGCUAUGGGCGUGAGGCUAUUGAAUGGGCUCUAGACUAUGCAUUUCGCCGUGCCGGACUACACAGAGUGAGGAUCCGGGCGUUUGAGUGGAACGUGGGGGCAGUGAGACUGUACGAGAAGAUCGGUUUCAAGGUGGAGGGCAGGGAGAGGGAGGCUCUUUGGCACGAGGGACGUUGGUGGGAUGGAAUAGAAUUCAGUAUAUUGGAAGGUGAGUGGUGGAGUAUGCAGAGGGAAAGGGAGAGAAAGAGCAGUCAGGAAGAUGGGCGAAGGACAAGUCGGGCUAUCAGAAUUGAGUCAAGCCAGUAGCGAAGCACCAGGCAGUAGUUUGGAUAUUGUUGCGAUGGAACCUGGCAGGUCGUCGAGAUAAGCACAAUUCUUGGUCGCAUUGUACCUAUCCUCUGCGUGACCAUGCUCGGUCGAGACAAAAUCCGCAACCUACAAUUAUCCCGUCUCUACAUGCCGACUCACGACCUGGAGCGACGUUAUCUUGAUCUUCCG